This is a messenger RNA of Lates calcarifer (barramundi perch), 4064 nucleotides long. RefSeq names its product MAGE-like protein 2. Lineage: Eukaryota; Metazoa; Chordata; Actinopteri; Centropomidae. The coding region runs from base 120 to 4025 and encodes 1301 amino acids. The record is from RefSeq and is a predicted model, not a curated record. The transcript is spliced from 7 exons.
UAAUUGGGACCCGACCCCACGCACUCAGUAGUUAAACCUACCUGUGCGGAGGGAAGUUGAGCGUUUGCGGCACACUACUGAGGCAAUCUGCCUGUGUGCGGUGCUUUUUCUUUGUUCCAAUGGCGUGUAGCGAGAAUGGGGGCAGUAAUAUUUUGCUAUGUUUAGGAAUUUUUGUGGUUGCUAGUUUAGUUUGCCAUUGUGCCACACUGACAAGGCUUAAAACACUAGAUAAAUUAAGAGAAAACUCGACGUUUAGCCAAGGUCAAGAUAAAGGACACGCUCUGCACAACGGAAGACUCUUGAUUGGGCAAAAUUCUCUGCAAGGUGUUAAACUCAAAGGAACUAAGGCCACAGAGAUCCUCCUGGAUGUUGAUACUGAUUAUCAAGCAGACAUGGGUUGGACAGAGCCCAAGCAACCUAAAGGACAGGGUGAAAGCUUUUUACGACCGAGGUCAGAUGAUGCAGCAGUGGAGCGGCUCCUUAAAAUGGAACCGAAAGUGGAAUGUACAGAAGACUCCAUGAAGCUUCAAGUCCAGGAUGCUACUUCUACCCCUGGAUCUCUGUUUUUUGUGGACAGGGGAAGUCACCUGUCUCCCCUGCCUCUGUCAAAGUUGCCACCAAGCUGUGGUUACAGCAUCAGGUCAACACGAAGAGAUUUGGUCUUAGUUGCACCCUAUGAUGGUUGCUUUGUUGCUCUUGAGGAGGACAGCUAUGUUCUCCCGUUGCGUUGGUGGGGAGUACCAGUGAGGAUGUCAUGCCCUUUGAUGAGACCAUCUUCACCUAACCCGCCGAUGGUUACCUGUUAUGCUGAGGGCAUGGUUGUGAAAAUGGAAUGGACAGCCUCUGUUGCUAAAAUUAAAGUAAAUUUGAAUGGUAACUGGGAGCUGCUGAUGAAGGCCUCACCCAGGUGUGGGUUCAGUGUAGUUGUACAUCCUGAGGGUGUGGUCAUCUCUGUCCAUUAUGUACCCUGCCUAGAGAAAAAGGAUGGACUGUACACCCUCGAACUGGCCGCAAAUGGAGAAACAAAAAUAUCCUGCCCAUCACUGUUAGCACCUCAAAUUGAAACCACAAAGGGUCCACAACAACAAACUGAAAUGCCAUACAGAGGGCUGCCUCUCCCCACCCCACCAUAUAAUUCUGGUUCAACUCAAAGUCCUCCUGCUGUCCCAGGUUUUCCUCAGGUCCCAGGGAUACCUAAUGAGAAACCAAAUCAGGGACCAAAGGAUAUUAAUCAACCUCAGUUACCGCACUAUCCUUUUUACCCCCAUUUCUACCCUUAUCCAGACAUUAAACCUACACCAGCGGUACAGCCAGUCUCCUCACCUGUAACAAAGAGAAAUGGACUGCAAUCCCAACAAACUAUCCAUCCUCCAAAUCUGCCAGUGGCCCCGGGGGGCCAAGUGCCUCAGCCAUUCAUUCCUUUGCCAUUUUACCCCUGGCCAACCCAACCUGAAAAAGUGCCUGUUGAAAAAGAGCCUCCUGUUCAGCGUCCAGACACCCAACCACCUAAUGACAAAGUGGAAAAGCCUUUUUACCCUUAUCCAUACUAUAUUUUGCCACCUAAGACUAAUGUCUCUCCUGUACACAGGCCUGAACCAGAACCUAUACCUACAGCAUCUCCCCCAGUCGUCCAAACAAGACAACAACCUUACUACCCUAUACCAUUUUUUCCUCAACCACCUAAGCCUGAAACUCCCCCUACACAGCCACCAGUGACCAAACCACCGCCAAGUAAACUGGAUGAACAUGUCCCUCCAAAUCCAUUUAACCCCCCAUUUGGACUUCCUCAGAAACCUGUAGGACCACCUGUAAUCCAGCCUGGUGGCCAAGAACAAAAACAUUUUAUUCAAUUUCCUUUUUUCCCUCAGCCACCAGCUUCUGAAGUAAAACAACCUCUCCAGCCACUGUAUCCUGACACCCCUAAAAAACCUUUACCUGAAAAGACUGUGCCACCAAAGCCCCCAGUUUUUCAGGAACCUCAGGGACAGAUAUACCCAUCAUUCAACCAGUACCCAUUUUACUUCCCAUUUCUGCCCCAAGGCCCCUAUCAGACUCAAAUGCCACCCACACAGCAAACCUCUACACCGGCACCAAAAGGCCAAGCACAACAAACCCCUAGCCCAUUACAACCUGAGGCAUCUAAACCCAAAGUGCCUUCAGCUUUGUCACCCAGCAAACCACCAGAAAGCAAAGGGCCAUCACAUCCUGAAGCCCCUCAGGGUCAGGUACACCAAUACCUCUAUCCUCUGUACCCUCAGCCAGAUCCAUCUGAAAAUCAGCCAGCUACACAGCCAACUGCUGUCCAACAACCACCACAGCCUGAAACCCCUUGGGGCCAAGUGUAUAACAUGUACCCCUACCACUUCCUCUACUCCCAGCCAAAACCUGAAAAUCAGCCAGUUGAGAAGCCAGUGCAUAAACCCUCUUACCCACAGCCAUCCAAGAUACCAGGUGCUGGACCAAAUGGUGCUAAAACUCCCAUUGAAAGGCCAGUCCCCAGUGAACAGCCUCCAGGUGUCCAACCUCCAGAUGGCCAGGGAUAUCACCCUUUCCACCCACAACAGCCCCAGUUCCCUCAGCCUAUAACAUUACCCCCUGCUUCCUCCAUGCAACAGCCGCAGCAGGUUGCCAUUACACCACCUAGUAAUGGUGGUAUAGGCCCACAACCGGGGUUAUUCUGCCCUCAGUUUUGCCCAUCUGGAUUUACUAAUUGCUGUCCACAAAUUGCUUUUCAUCAACAUCUCCAUCAUAUUGUUCCAGCUGGACUUGUUGGUAAAGAUACUCCUCCGGUCCACCCAGCACUACCAUUCCUGCCCUCAGUGGCAAUGACGGCACAAGUCUCCACAAGUUCCACCUCUGUACCCACUUCACUGCAGUCUCAUCCACCUGGAAAUGAAAAGCAGCCACAUCUCCUGCCACCAGAUGGCAACCCUGCUGCAUUACCAGGAGGCGUUCCCCAGAAGCCUUCAAACCCUGAACUACCAAUGUACCCUUAUUCUAUACUUAAUUUACAAUAUCCUAAUUGGCCAUAUCUACCACAAAAUGAGAAUGUUCAAAAUUUAUUACAAAGGCUAUCAGCGGCUCACUAUAAUGUCCCCUCUAAACCUCAGGCUCCAGUUAAAGACCCAGUAAAUCCAGUGGUGCAAUAUGGGCCAUAUUAUAUACAGUCCCCAGUUCCCCAGAUGAGACAACUAUCACCUGGGGACAUGAAUAAUCCUAAUUUCAUGUCUUCUAUUGGCCAAUAUCGACAUCAGGAACAUAUAGCAAACCAGAAAAGGGAACCUACAGCCAAGGAACUGCAGCCAUCUAACAAGAAAUCCAGUGACUUAAAAGGGCAGACGCAUCCUAAAGUCCAAAGUGAACUUGAUCGUUAUAUGGUCCCUUACUACAUGCUUCAAGAUGCUCAAGCUCCUGCUGAUAACUCCUCACAACCACAACCAUUUGUGAGUGGCUUGAAGAAAUCCACCAAACAUGAACAGACCGAACCAAAGAGUUAUGUGCUGCUACAGCGUGGCCCACCAGGUAGGGAGCCCAACAGUUUCAGUGACUCUCCACUGCCUUUCAGAGAUCUGGGUCAUGACACUAACUUCCUUGCACAAAAUUUUGCAAGGCAUAAUGAAAGUAAACCCCAGCACCCUCAGAAUUUAAAUCCCCCACAGGACAAAUCCCAGCACCCUAAAUGGCUGGAGAAAAUGUCCAGUCCCUUACCUGCUAGUGGCAACUACAUGCCAAGGCCUGGUGAUGAAUCAGAAAGUUUGCCAUUAAGACAAAUCUCUGCUUCAGAUGGCCUUCAUUUUGUGCCUUUGCCCCAGGACCCUUCUUUCAGUGAAGUGCAUUUAAAGCCUAAAUUCACAGAGUCAUUGAAAGAGAUGUGGAAGCCCAUUACACCUCUGGGCUCCAACAGAAGGAUUCCAGCCCAUGUUCCUGAAAAGGCAUUUCAACGAUGGAGCUCUGCAGCUGACCAUCAAGUAAAUGGACUGAACCAACCUAUCCAAAGAGAAGGUGGAAAUCAGCAGCAGACAUGAGUUGCCCUUGAUGUGAAUAAACAUACAAUGGUACCUGAA